CGGUGCGCGGCGCACCGCUGGGUCCAUGCACCAGAAUGACACACACACACACACUCUCUCUCUCUCUCUCUGGCUCUCAAUGCCCCUGUCGCCAAGGGGGCUGCCUGCUUGCUGCCACUGCACACACCCACCCGGGCUGCUUGUGCAUUUCCUCCUCCUCCCCCGGCGGCGGCGGCGGCGGCGUCUGUCUCCUCCCUCCUCCUCCUCCUCCUCCCCGCGGACAGGCUGGGAGGGAGGCGCCUCGUCCUUCCCCGCCCGGCCAUGGCGGGCCACGAGCGGGCCGGCGCAGGCGGCAAGCUCAGCCUCAAGCGCAAAAGGGGGGCGGCGGGCUCCUCCGCCUCCUCGUCCUUGCCGGGGGGCGACCCCCCGCCGCCGUCCGCUGCUCCUCGACCCUGGUGAAUGGCGCGCAACGCAGCCGCCGCCGAGGGCGCUUCUUUUUUUUUUUUUUUUUUUUUUGCAAGAAAGGCGCGCGCAGCAGCUCUCCCUGGUUUGAAGAGCCAGGCCUCAGCAGUGCCGAAAGCACCUGGGCGGCGUUACUGAAGGCUGUGGGCCCACAUCUGAACUGCGCAAGCUUGGAGAAAGUGAUCCGGCUCCCAGAGUUUCUGAAAAAGAGCUCUGAGAUUGUAAACCUGCAGCCAAAACCUGAAGUCUUUAAUGUUGGAACAAAACAGUUUCAGUGGAUUCCACUUCCACCUCACCACAGAGAAAUCAAUCAAUCAAAGGAUCUAAGCCACCGCAACUCUGAAAAUCAGACUCUCGGUUUAACAGGAAGAGAAAAUAAGGAAGAGGAGAGGCUCAAAAUGGUGUCUCUUGCUCCUGAGCAAGAGUCCCUCGCCACCAAUGAGCAUACAGUGGAGAAAUCCCGAACGAUACACACCACGAGACACUCUGCGAACCUGGGUGGCGAAGAGAGGAUUGGACCAGCGCAAUUGGACCACCAACAGAAUUCACCAGAUUAUUCUGUACUAGCAGCUAAGCAGAGCCAUCCAAAGAACGUUGACUCCCAAGAGCUUUGGGAAGAGAGUACCACACAGAGCAGAAAGAACAGCAGGAGAGGAGAUGAAUACACAGGAGAUGGCCUCAAGGAAACCUCACCUCUCGAAUCUUGUCCUAUGUGUCAGAUGCGCUUUUCUGGAAUAUGGUCAAAACUGGACCUUGAUAGCCACCUUGCCAAGUGCUUGUCUGAAAGUGCCGAAGAUGUGUUUUGGUAACUCAGAGGACUCGAAGACUUAAGUAGUCAGAUGUGCAGUCAUUUCAUUGUGUAGCAAGAAAGCUAAAAAGGAAAGAAGGGCAUUUAACCUCUCAUUAUGCCUUUAUCUGAGUCUAUAAGCAUCAAUUCCAAUCCUGCUAUGACAGCUAUUAUGGGGGAAUGGGUGUGGCAAUGCUAGCAAAGUCCAGGUACUUCUCUAUGGCCUCUGUCAUAAGAGCACUUCUGAAGAAUCCACUGCAAAAAGGGACAGGCAUUCACAGACGAUUAACUGUGCAGAAUUUUUUUUUUUAAAAAAUCCAGUAAAUACAAUAUGCCUAGUCUGCUUCAGUGGAUUUGGGGAGAAUGGAAGAUUUGAUUAGCUCAUGAGAAAUUAAAUUGUCUGCUCGAACUAGGCAUGAAAAAGCCUCCAAAUAAAAUUUAAAAAGGUA
Messenger RNA from Hemicordylus capensis (graceful crag lizard), 1638 nucleotides. RefSeq names its product FA core complex associated protein 20 (gene FAAP20). Bases 36 to 1211 code for a protein of 391 amino acids. The record is from RefSeq and is a predicted model, not a curated record. Lineage: Eukaryota; Metazoa; Chordata; Lepidosauria; Squamata; Cordylidae. The transcript is spliced from 4 exons. Gene Ontology annotation, molecular function: ubiquitin binding.